Messenger RNA from Penaeus chinensis, 3145 nucleotides. RefSeq lists its product as uncharacterized. The record is from RefSeq and is a predicted model, not a curated record. NCBI's taxonomy places the organism in Eukaryota, Metazoa, Arthropoda, Malacostraca, Decapoda, Penaeidae. The transcript is spliced from 17 exons. The coding region runs from base 120 to 2699 and encodes 859 amino acids.
AAAACCCCUUCCGAUCCCAUACAAAAGAAGAAAGGUAUAUAUAUUUAUCCCGAAAUAUCGAAGCCAGACGCGGCACGAAAGAUUUUUCUUCAGCUUUAUCUUGAAUUUCUUCACCAGGGAUGAUGACAGCGCAAAUGUCAAGAACUCCGGUCACAAGUUGGUCGACGCUUUUCCCAGCCGAGCAGAAUACCGUGGCUCAGUCGGCUCUCUUUGUGAAGAAACUGCUCGCUGUCGGACUCUCCUCCAUCACGUACUUGAGGACUCUCUUCCCGGAGGGGGCUUACAGUGACCGCGACCUCGAUGGACUGAAGCUGAAAAUGCUCCAAGACAACUCAGAUUGCCAAGGGGCCAACACACUCAUCUCUUGGAUCAAGAGUGCUUUUCAAGCCCUGGACAAGCAGUAUCUUCGGCAGUUGACUUUAACUCUGCACACCGAUCCAAAGGAAUAUGAGAAAGCCAUUGAGUCCUAUACGUAUAAGAUCUCGUAUAGCAACGACAAGGAAGCUUUCAUCAGUGAGCUUCUCACCAAGAUAGACGCUAUUGAAAAGAAGUAUGAUGUAAGAAGGUCGACCCAAAAGAUGCUACGUACAGUCCUCCUCCUCACCCAGUCCCUCAAACCACUGCCCAGCAAAGUCUUUCUCACCAUGCAGCUACACUACUAUGAUGAUGUUACACCCCCUGAGUAUGAACCAGUGGGAUUUAAGCCUGCAACACCCCCAGACAGCCACAGCCUUGGUGACCCAGUUACAAUAAAGGUCGGGGAUGUCUGUACACCUUUCCAUACCGUCAAGCUUCGGGUAACUGUGAACAAGGCUGUUUAUUCAGAUGAUAAAGAGGAAAAUGAACAGCAAAACAUGGCAAUAACUGAAGACAAGGAGAAUCCCCAGGCAGGGAAUGAGCAGGCAGAAUCAUCUGGGCUAGAGAAUCCAGAGAAUCCUCUGCCCUCUAGUGACUCUGUUAUCAUUCGGUGCCAUAAGCGCUCCAAAAAGCACUUUGCUGACCUUGUUCCACAGUCAGGUCAAAAACCACAGGAAUCACUUCCCCCCAAGAAUGACUCAGCAUCAAGCAUGUACUUUGGCCAAGACAAGCACGAUUCCACUGGUGCUAAUCCCCAGCUAAGGUCAGAAAGCAACCCCCAGGAUGACUGUGUGCCAAGCAUCACUCCUGUGUCCAAGUCCUGUUCAGUGGCACAGGUUGUUUCUAUUGGGAGUGGUGAGGAAGUGCAGAUUGUCCCUGAGGUUGAACCAAAGGAGGACCAGGACAGGUGUACCAGUAUUCGUAGGAGUCGCCGCUUGCUCUCCCUCCCAUCUGCUGUUACCCCUCCUGCAUCAGCCAGUGGUCUGAGUGACACAUCAUCCAUGAAAGAUGAUGAAGAGCCUGUGAGAUGUGAAUGUGGGGUGCACCAUGAUGAUGGCCUCAUGAUACUGUGUGAUAUCUGCAAAACAUGGCAGCAUGCACUGUGCUUCAAAUUGUCAAAGAAGGAUGAGGUUCCUGAGCGGCACGUGUGUCUGCAGUGCUCUGUCACCUCAGGCUUGCCUUGUACUGAUUCCUCCUUCAGGGACAUGACCAAGGAAGAGGUCCAGCGGAUUUGCCUUCUCCGCCGUGCUUUAGAAUUCCUAAGGGGCUACUAUGCCCGGGUGACAGUCCCUAAAUUAGGCCAACGCCUUGGAGUGGACAUUUCACAAGCCCAGAAGCUCAUGGGACACUUAGAGGCCAUGAUGAUCUUUAGGGAUGGAGGGAAAAGGAGGCAUCGAGUGGUAAACAAAAAGAAAGUAAAAAGAGCAUAUUCAAAAUACUUCGGCAGUCAGCAGGUGCUUAUGGAAGAAGAAUUUGAAGAUACUCAGGUACUGCAGACACCGGAGCAAGGACACCAAGAAGUAGGCUCGGAUUCUGAUAUGACUCCAGACCUCAGACAGCCAAUGCAGGUCUUAGACAGUGAAAUGGGAAGUUCGCACGAUAUUCCUGCCCCAGACUCUCAGGCCACGCAAGUUGUAGCAGACCCGGACAGCCAGAGGACCACCCAGUUCAUGAAAGAGCCCCAAGGGGAAGGACUUUUCUACACACAGGAAGGGGAAGUCGUAGAUAGCACUCAGGAUGUCCCAGUUGGAACACAGAAGAUUAUUACUCUAGGGACUGGUUUCGAUGAGACUUUCAGCUGUUACAACCCAGUCAAUGCAUCUCAGGUCUUUGCAACUGCUGGGAAUACUGUUGCAACAUUAGAGGAAGAAGUAGAAGAAAUGACCAACAUCUGUUCUAAUCCCGUUGACAGUACCACAGCAGCUGAUACAGGCACAACACAAGUCAGCACAAGCCAUUGCAACGAGACAUCAAUGGCUAAUAAAUAUGUCACAGAACCUGUCAACACAAGUCAGGAACAGAUUGCAGAGCAUCCAGAAAAGUCUGCUGCACUUGUUUUUGAGUCAGCUGACAUUCGGGAGUUACCAGGUUCCUCUAACCUCGAGGAGCACCAGUCACAGGUGAAUGCUGAAGCAUUACAAGAAGUGGCAUGUAGGAGUGUCGAGUUACAUAUUGAAAAUCCUACAUCGCGUAGAGCUCUAAUGACACGAAGCAACAGAUUGUCACGAAACAAGGCAAAACAGCCUGUUACAAUGAACCUGAAUGACUAUGAAAUCAGCAGCUCCCAGGGAUCCCCAACGCCAGAGCAUCAAUGGAAGGGAAAGAGAGCCAAGAUUUUGUAACCAAAUACGUGAAGAUUUUUAAAGAGGAGGAGAGGUCUUGAAAUACAUAACUUUAGGCUAAGAUGUUAAGUUCAUUGUAACUUACAAAGAUGCUGUUUUCUUUGUCAGGAUUUGUUUUUAUUUCCAAUUACAGUAUCAUUUAUUCGGAAGGGAGAUUGUCAGAAUCUUAGCUGAAAAAUAUUUUCUGUCUGUUAUUCAGUGGUGGAAUUUAUUGGAAAAAAAUCAAGUUUAAGUUUGAAAUGUUUUUUUCUUGCAUAUCUGUUUUAGCUUAUCUCCUUGUCAAGUAUUAAGUCUUUGUUUUUAAAAGUUUUAUCUGGUUUUAUCAAUAUUUAGUUAGCCUUACUUUACCAAUCAAGAAAAGCAUCUUCUUUAGUGUUUUAUUGGUUGAAGGACCUUUAUACCUUUAUACAAAUGAUGUUGUUCUUUAAUGAAUGAUAAGGAUUUAA